AUGUCGAGCGAUAUGGACACCCAAGUCUCGAGCGGGACGGAGAUGGGAGUCUCAUUACCUUUCCUGCAAGCAGCACGCCAGCUGAACUACGACCGUUUGAGUUUGUUGAUCGCUGAAGGUCAUCAUCCCAACAGACGCGAUGAAAAUGGCUAUACGGCUUUGCAUCGGGCUAUACUUGAAUGCCCUGAAGACCUAACUACCGUUGCCAUGCUGCUGACGUACGGAGCAAAUCCACAUGCUGUUUUCAAGGAUCGGAACAGCUUACGCGAAAUAACACCCUUACACUACGCUGCCAUAAGGGGAGAUGUUGGGCUUGUGUCCCUCUUCCUCCAUCAUGGAAAAAGUGACCCGGCCCCUCGAAGCCUCAAAUAUUGGACCACCCCCCUCGAGGAUGCCAUCAGCAAUGGUCAUCUCACGGUGGUGGCAAGAUUUAUUGAAUUCUUCUCGAGCAGUCAGCUGCUGAACAAGCCGUCCCGCGGAAUAGAUGAAUCUAUCAUAUUGUCCGCGAGACUCUGGUACUCGAAGGCAUUGUCGCUGCUACUCGACUACAAGAAGCACCACUUGUUUCCCAGUCCUCAUGGGCCCGACGUUCUCAAGCAUGCCUUUUGCGAAGCUAUCCGAUCUGAAGCUUGCAACUCCAGCGUUCAGGGCAUUGGUGAGCGAACAGGAGGUCCCGGAGAUAAUACUCCUUCUAAAUGCGCAAACCUCCUUCUUCAAGCCGGAGUGCGCUUCAGGGACGAUGAAAUGGAUCGACUUCUCAGCAUAACCUGCAGCAACGCCCAUCUGAUCGGUGUUACCCGCCUGCUAUUGAACCUGGGUCCCCGAGUGACUGCUCAUCACAUUACCCGUGCCAUAGAGAGCCAGAGUUAUCACAUGGUGAAAAUCGUUACCAAAUAUGUCAUCACCAGUGACGGAGAAGACGCAAUCAAACGCGACAGUGAGCCUGACCUCAUCCAGUACGCUGCAAGUCACGGCAGCCUCGACGCCUUCGAAUACCUAGCCACCGAGCUCGGUACCGCUUCAUCUCAGAGCCAAUCUAUCGCCACGACCGAGAGCCGCAAAACCCCUCUUAUCCAUUACGCCGUGUGGGGCCUCCGCAUCGACGUUGUCCAGCAUCUUCUCUCCACGCAAGGCGCCGACGUCAACGAGCAAGACGAAUAUGGCCACUCACCACUGAUGUAUGCUUUCGACCUCGCACAAGCAAGCGACGAGAACCCAUGCCUGGCUAUAAUCCAGCUCCUGAUGCAGUACGGUGUUGAUGUGAAAGCCCGUUCGAUCGAGGGUCUCACUGCUCUGCAUCUCGCCGUCAGACUAGGAAUCACCCCGGCUGUCCAGCUCCUCCUCUCGAAUGGGUGUGAUCCCAAUGCUAAAACAACCACCGGCAGCGAUCUGUAUCUCAGACGGAGCCCCAGCUCUUGGAGCCCAGAGACUACCGCACGCAACCGAACCGCAUUGCAUUGGGCUGUUGAUCGGUUGGCGAAUGUUUCCUACGAUGUUGUUAGACUUUUGCUCCAUUACGGCGCUGAUAUGAAUGCUGAGGACGGAAAUGGUGUCACGCCUUUGAACCUUCUGCUCGGCGAGGGAUGGUGCAUUAAUAGAGCUUGGGAGUCUCGUAUGGCGGUUGUCAACCUCUUCCUGACCUUUGGUGCAAACAUUGACAUCAAAGAUAUGAGCGGGAUCACGGCGCGUCAGAGGAUCCGUCAGCGAGAGGCGGAGUUGUGUGCCCCUGUUGUUGACUAG
Aspergillus welwitschiae is the source of this 1740-nucleotide messenger RNA. RefSeq names its product ankyrin. The transcript has a single exon. The record is from RefSeq and is a predicted model, not a curated record. Gene Ontology annotation, molecular function: protein binding. Gene Ontology annotation, cellular component: cytoplasm; nucleus. NCBI's taxonomy places the organism in Eukaryota, Fungi, Ascomycota, Eurotiomycetes, Eurotiales, Aspergillaceae. The coding region runs from base 1 to 1740 and encodes 579 amino acids.